UUGGCUAGUGUUGCGGACGAUGCUUUAGUUUGUAUUUGGGACCUUAAAGCUCGCGACCUUACCUGUGAGCCUAUUUCUGGCCACAAAGGCGCUGUUUGGACUGUCAAAUUCUGUUCCGAUGAUUUGCGUCUCGUCACCGGAGGAGAUGACGGGACGAUCCAUACAUGGGACGUGCAAUCUGGAGCUUCGCUACAGGUGAUCUACGCACACCGCUACGCCACUCGCACUCUCUAUGUUUCUCCAGACGGUUGUCGGAUAGCAAGUGGUUCCCACGACAAUACUGUCUGCAUCUGGGACGCAAAAACGCAAAAACGCAUCUUCAAGCCGCUUCAACGUGAGGGCGGGCUACGUUCCAUGUGCUUCUCUCCUAAUGGGACACAAAUGGUGACUGGGUCUUGGGACGGCAUGGUAUGUUUGUGGAAUAUUUCCCCACUUGGGGCAGAUAAACUGGUUUCCUUCAAGAAUGGAAGACCUGUUACCUGUGUACAUUAUUCAGCGGACGGGUCAAAACUCCUUGGCGCAUCUUAUGAUCAGCAAGUCCGUGUGUGGGAAGUAAAGACAGGGAAGCUUCUCCAAGUUUUCGUUCAUGACGACUCGGUUACGACAGCUGCGUUUUCUCCAGACGGAGAGCGCGUUGUCAGUGGAACCACGAAUGGAUUUUUGUACAUGUGGAAUGUAGCCACUGGA
Coniophora puteana RWD-64-598 SS2 is the source of this 687-nucleotide messenger RNA. RefSeq names its product WD40 repeat-like protein. NCBI's taxonomy places the organism in Eukaryota, Fungi, Basidiomycota, Agaricomycetes, Boletales, Coniophoraceae. The record is from RefSeq and is a predicted model, not a curated record. Gene Ontology annotation, molecular function: protein binding. The annotation marks the transcript as partial. The transcript has a single exon.